AUGAGCGAUGCGAAAGGGUCAAGAAUUCCGAUGGAUCCCGGCUACAUACAACAAAAGGAGGAGACUGAGGAUCUUCCCAAUUCCGACCAAUAUCAGAGCCUCGUUGGAAGUUUGCUGUAUCUAGCGGUGAACACGCGGCCAGACCUCGGGAUUUGCGCAUCGAUUCUUGGGAGGAAGGUGUCAAAACCAACCAAGGCGGACUGGACGGAGGCAAAGCGAGCCCUGCGGUACCUCAAGGAAACUGUGGAACUCAAGCUUCAUCUGGGAGGUGGCUCAGGUGAAUUAGAAGGAUAUGCCGACGCAGACUGGGCAAGCACGGUACAAGACCGGAAAUCCAACUCAGGUUACCUGUUCCGACUCGGUGGCGGUACCAUUCUGUGGGGAGCCAAGAAACAAACAUGCGUGGCUCUUUCUUCAACCGAAGCGGAAUACAUAUCCCUUGCUCAAGGCUGCCAGGAACUACUGUGGUUGCGGAAGCUGCUUCUAGAUUUCGGGGAAUCGGUAAAAGGUCCAACUCGAAUGAAGGAAGACAAUCAGAGUUGCAUCAAAUUGGUAACCGGAAGUAGCGGAAAAAGGUCCAAGCACGUGGAAACCAAGUACCACUUCAUAAAGAACUUGGCGGAACGAAAGGUGAUCUCUCUUGAGUAUUGCCCAACAGAACUGAUGCUGGCGGACAUCUUGACGAAACCGUUGAACCGUGUCCGUUUGGAACAACUACGAGCGAAGAUGGGACUCCAACCAACAUGUGCUGAGGAGGAGUGA
This is a messenger RNA of Uranotaenia lowii, 762 nucleotides long. RefSeq lists its product as uncharacterized. The coding region runs from base 1 to 762 and encodes 253 amino acids. The transcript has a single exon. NCBI's taxonomy places the organism in Eukaryota, Metazoa, Arthropoda, Insecta, Diptera, Culicidae. The record is from RefSeq and is a predicted model, not a curated record.